Molecule: messenger RNA, 1692 nt
Organism: Lasiodiplodia theobromae
Lineage: Eukaryota; Fungi; Ascomycota; Dothideomycetes; Botryosphaeriales; Botryosphaeriaceae
Product: PH signal transduction protein
Exons: 3
Coding region: 1-1692 (563 amino acids)
Biological process (GO): cellular response to pH
Cellular component (GO): plasma membrane
Source: RefSeq, a predicted model, not a curated record
AUGCCGUUUCGCGAGGACUUCGCGAGCGCCGGUCGGCGCUCGUCGGUCGACGCAGACCCUGCUUCAUGCACUCCCUUCGCGCUGCCAUCCGACGGCGUGAUUAUCCUCGGCCCCUCGUCCACCAUCACGCUUACUGCCGACGCCCUGUUUACUCCCGCCUGCACCGCCGUCCCGACCACCUCGCGCGAUGCCACGGACGUGAUCGAUAUGCAGGACCCCUUCUACGCGUCCGUCGCCCCUCAAGUCUAUGCGACCGGCGCUGCCACUGUUAUCGCCUGGAUGCUCGUCAUCAUGUUACUCAUCACGCCCCGUACUUUCUUCGUCGGAGGGUCCGGAGGACGAUCCGGGCUCAUGGGAAGGCGUGGAAUGAUCAGCGGAGCCGGUGGAGGCGCAUCUAUCAUUGGUGUCGGAUCGCGGCCCUGGCUUCAGAAGGUUGCAGCAUUGACGGUUGCCAUCUCCAUGACCAUUGCCACGGCCGACACCUUUCGCAUUGCGGAGCAACAAUACCACGACGGCUACAUGGACGCCACCGCGAUCCGCCAAGAGGUCGUCGGGGGCCUGGAGAUCAAGAUAUCGCGCCUAAUAUCCGACAUAUUCCUGCUGCUCGCCCAGGUCCAAACAUUGAUACGCCUGUUCCCUCGGCACAAGGAGAAAGUCAUUAUCAAAUGGGUUGGCUUCGCCUUAAUCAUCCUGGAUAUGACUUUCAGCUCCAUAAAUAAUUUCAUGGGACACGAUAUCGGCCGUCCGCGACAGUUCAAAGAUGCCAUCCCCGCCCUCAGUUACCUCUUCGAACUGGCGUUGAGCAUGCUGUACGCUGCCUGGGUGCUCUACUACGCAUUGACGAAACGACGAUACGCCUUUUAUCACUGGAUGAUGUACAACAUUACUUUAGUUGCGCUUCUUUCUAUUGUUGCUAUUCUCACGCCUGUCGUGUUCUUCGCGACAGAUAUUUCGGACUACAGUGUUGCGGGUUGGGGGGACUAUUUCCGGUGGGUUGGCGCGGCCGCGGCCAGCGUUAUUGUGUGGGAAUGGGUCGAGCGUAUUGAAGCGCUAGAAAGAGAAGAUAAGAAGGACGGAAUUUUGGGAAGAGAGAUUUUUGACGGUGAUGAGAUGCUGGACAUCACACCCUCAGAAGAGAUCAAUUGGCCCGGCAUAAGGCGCGACGGCAGCAACAAGGACGACCGGGGACCUGGAGGUGGAGCAUUUUCCUCAGCACGUGGCUUCGGCUAUACUGCCAUCUCCCAGCGCAACAGCCGAGUGAGACAGUCUCAGUUCGAAGAUCAGAACUACAUUCCACUGGGCCGGGUGCAUUCCCACCCGCUCGGAACGGAAGGAGGAACGACGCCCGAGGCAGCCCGCUUGACACCUGGAGGCGGUCCAAGAGCCCCGCCUCCUAUAGCAACACCGAUUAGCAGGACAGACACAACCAGUGCAGACAGCACUGUGUAUGCUGUUCGCUACCACACAGCAACUGACAACACGCCGUCAGUGUUAAGACAACAAUCAACAGGUGGCGAGCACAUUCGGUUUGAUCUAGGCAACAUGCACCGCCGAGACACAGCGACAACUUUGGAUUCUCAACCAAUGGCGAAGGUUGUCGACCUAGAGGAGCAAGCACCGCCUCAACACACGAAGGCGACGGACGACACCUCCACCGCAACUUCUAAGCGCAAGAGUAAUCGAGCCGCGUGA